AUGUAUGGAUGUCUCAUUGCUCAAUUAUGGUAUGAUAACAAGCAUGCUAUGUUGUUUCAGUACUUUGUAGGAGCUGGUGCAAUUGCUGUUAGACGUGUCCGUAAAGAGGAUUUACGCCAUGUUGCCAAGGCUACAGGAGCAACUGUGGUCUCAACAUUCGCUGAUAUGGAAGGUGAAGAAACAUUUGAUCCAUCACUUCUUGGACAUGCCGAUGAAGUGGUGGAAGAGCAUGUUGCUGAUGAUGACGUGAUCAUGAUAAAAGGGACCAAAACAACUAGUGCGGUUUCAUUGAUACUAAGAGGUGCAAAUGACUUUAUGCUGGAUGAGAUGGACAGGGCUUUGCACGAUGCAUUAUGCAUUGUGAAAAGGACACUGGAAUCCACUACAGUAAACACCUAAUUUGUUGACUAGCUUGUUUUAUAACUUAGUAUCUGCACUUCUGUGUUCUGAAUCUGAAAGACCUG
Coffea eugenioides is the source of this 464-nucleotide messenger RNA. RefSeq names its product T-complex protein 1 subunit alpha-like. Gene Ontology annotation, cellular component: chaperonin-containing T-complex. The transcript has 3 exons. Gene Ontology annotation, biological process: protein folding. Lineage: Eukaryota; Viridiplantae; Streptophyta; Magnoliopsida; Gentianales; Rubiaceae. Gene Ontology annotation, molecular function: ATP binding; ATP-dependent protein folding chaperone. The record is from RefSeq and is a predicted model, not a curated record. Bases 1 to 399 code for a protein of 132 amino acids.